UUCAGUCAGCGGUUAGACGAACAUCAAGCCACGUCGUAAAGGCCAACAUGAUAAAGCUCUCGCAACUGUUCUCACUCAUUUGCCUGAUCUUGUGCGUAUCAGAAAACUGGGCACGUGAGGCAAUCAGGCCAAGUCCCGAUGUGGGUCAGAUAAUCGAUGAACUGCAUGGGCUGCAAUUAAACGAUAGCCAAACACCAUUUGUUAGAGGUGGGCCUUGCAAAUUGGAUAUACAGAAAGAUCUUCCAGCUGCCGAUCAUCUGCAACCACUUUAUCUUCACAGUAAUACCGACAGAUAUUGGUUGCCCAAUGCGGAUGGUCAACUAGUUGUGGACCAUGGAGCCAGCAUUGAAUUGUAUUGCAGCAAAUCCUUUGCCAAAAUCGAUACGGCAAACAAUGUUGGCUACAUACCGGGCAAACGGCUUUCGAUGCAUGUGCGAUGCCAUCAUGGGAAUAUCUUCGAGUGGUCAGGUGGCCGAGCAGCAUUCCAUAACUUUGUCUGUAAGCAAGCACUGGAGUAUCGGGUGGAGAGAUUGGAGCAUCAGCGCUGCGGUGACACUGAAGCUGCCAAUGGUGACAAUGAAACUGGCCAUAUGUAUCGUGUAGGCUAUAAAAUAAGCGAUGACAGAUUUAUACGCACCAUCGAGCUGUGCCAUAAUGCCCAACUACUGCGGACACACUAUGCCCGGUAUGAGAUGGAGCCAGCCAAUUGGCAUUUUCAGAAACAGGUGAAUCGUUUGAAAUUCAGCCCGGCUGGCCACUUUGCUGGCUAUGACAUGGGCAAGCUAUACUCACAGUCCCAUCAAGAGAGUUUGAUGGGCCCCGACAUGUUGGAUGGAAGGGCUGGUUUGUUUCUGGCACGCGGACAUCUCGCCGCCAAGGCGGACCUCAUAUAUGCCAGUCAACAGCGAAGCAGUUUCAACUAUGUGAAUGCUGCGCCCCAAUGGCAGAGCUUCAACGGCGGCCACUGGGCAAACGUUGAGGAUGAAACACGACGCUUUGUCGCUCGUUUGGGCAUCCCUGUUAGCGUUUAUACGGGCACCUUUGGUGAGCUACCAUGGCCGGGAGUGGGCCAUAACCACAGUAGCCUACAUUUGGCCCAUGAUGCUAACAAUAACCCGGUUCUGGUAGUGCCGCUUCUCUACUAUCGUUUACUCAUCGAUAAUGCUUCAAAUGGGCAAAAACGUGGUAUUGCCAUUGUGGGCGUUAACAAUCCCUAUGUCACCGUUAACCAGAUUCACGACGAGAAUACGUCGCCAUCGUAUGUGAUUUGUGAGCCCAUCGACGCGGAGCUCGUUGCCUGGUUACGCUCUCUACAGAAUAGCAAUUUGAGAAAAGGUUAUCUGUAUGCCUGCACCGUGGCAGAUUUGGCUCGUGCUGUCAAACACCUGCCACGCCAUCUACUUCAGGUGCAUGACUUGCUCACAGAUACUAGACCGCAAGAGCAAAAGUUGUAGUCUAAAGUUUACCUUUUAAUUGAGUGUAAUAAAAGACUGCAUCAAAUUGGCAGAAGUGAAAUUGA
Messenger RNA from Drosophila willistoni, 1519 nucleotides. RefSeq lists its product as uncharacterized. Gene Ontology annotation, molecular function: RNA endonuclease activity; metal ion binding; nucleic acid binding. Bases 48 to 1454 code for a protein of 468 amino acids. Gene Ontology annotation, biological process: apoptotic DNA fragmentation. Gene Ontology annotation, cellular component: mitochondrial inner membrane; nucleus. The transcript is spliced from 2 exons. The record is from RefSeq and is a predicted model, not a curated record. Lineage: Eukaryota; Metazoa; Arthropoda; Insecta; Diptera; Drosophilidae.